AUGGAUCAAGAACAAUUGGAAAAUGGGACCAACGAGGUUUCGUUGCUUCAUGCAGUCGAUGAUGAGCAUGGAGGGGUCAUGGUGGAUAUUAAGGAACCUAUGGACCCAGACAAGUUCAAUAUGAUCCUCAGAUGUUCACUUUCACGUUGGGAGCAACAGGGUAAGAAGGGGAUUUGGAUCAAGUUGCCAAUUAAGUUUGUGAAUCUUGUUGAAACUGCAGUAAAGGAAGGGUUUCUGUAUCACCAUGCAGAACCUCACUAUUUGAUGCUUGUGCACUGGAUCCCGAAAACUCUUAGUACCAUACCAGCAAAUGCAACACACAGGAUCCGCAUUGCUGCUAUUAUUAUGAAUGAUAAAAGAGAGUUGCUUGUUGUACUGGAAAAGCAUGGUAGCUUUAAAGGAACGGGUAUCUGGAAGAUUCCUACAGGAAUUCUUGAAGAGGGAGAAGACAUAUUUUCAGGUGCAAGGAGAGAAGUGAAAGAGGAAACAGGAAUUGAUACAGAAUUCAUGGAUGUGCUGGCAUUCAGGCAAAGGCACAAGUCAUUCUUCAACAAAUCAGAAUUACUUUUCCUGUGUAUGCUGCGUCCCUUAUCCUUUGACAUCCAAAUACAGGACUCAGAAAUUGAGGCGGCCCAGUGGAUGCCAAUUACGGACUAUGCAUCACAGCCAUUUGCCAAGGAACACUCUGUUUUUAAGUAUGCAGCGGAUGCCUGCUUAGCAAAGGUUGAUAAUGGAUACACGGGCUUUGUGCCGCUGCAAAUAUCAUCAUAUUCUGGUGAACAGAUACAGAUUAGCUACAUUUAUGUCAACAAGGAGGCUGUGAACAUGUAA
Messenger RNA from Striga hermonthica, 831 nucleotides. NCBI's taxonomy places the organism in Eukaryota, Viridiplantae, Streptophyta, Magnoliopsida, Lamiales, Orobanchaceae. The record is from the annotation of a GenBank genome assembly.